CUACGUCUUGUUGUUCCGGGGUCUGGUGUCUCAGUUGCCUGGCUCCCAUGAGGUCCUUCAGAGAGGGACAAGUACAGGCUGUGGAGAUGUCCCAGUGUUGCAGCUCCCCGGGCCCAACCCGCCUCAAGACGGGCCCCCUUGGCUGGGUGAGGACGGCCUGCCUGGCCUGCCCAGGUAGAGUCCACCGCCUGGUCACCACCCCAGCUGUAGGGACUGUGGCAUCUGGAAGAGGGAUUGUAGGCCAGACAGCCGGCCCCUGGGCCCUUGGGAGAGGACGGUUCUCCAGGCCCUGGGAACACAUCUCCUCCAUGAGGUUGGGCUGAAUGUCCUCACAGCUUUGAGAACAGCUGUUCUCUAAGACACACGGCCGAGAGCGUGGGCAUGGUGGGAAUGGUGGUGGGUCAUGGUUGCUCUGGCCCCGGGUGGGGAAGUCAGUGCAUUGCCCUGCGAGAGUCAGAGAGCAUCUCUGCAGCAUCUGCUGUAAGUGCUGGGCUGCCCUUGCUGCGGGAGAGCUGCUGGGGCCACGCUGCAGGGCAGGCACAAUUUCUGCCCCUAACAGGCAGGCAAGGGUCUCUGAGGCCGUUGUCUGGUGGCCCUGGCUCCGCGGCAUCGCUGAACUCUGCGUGCCGUCAUACCUCUGCUACCCUCCUAACGUUGUGUGCCUAUAGCUAUAAUCUCACCUUGCUCUUCUUGACUUCAAGCUAUGCUCACCAAAAGAAGUAUAAAAACAAGACUUUGUUCUAUAUGUAGAGAGCCUGGCCUGAAGCUAGAGUGAUGGAGGUUUGUUCCUAGGCCUCACCAACACCAGCCACCAAGGGCAAAGUGUUCUUAGGGCUCCAAGACACUGUCUUGGGAGAGCAGACCCUCACCUCCCCUUUCAUGGCAAGAGAGGAAUGGGACAGGGUGCCAGGGGCCGCUGCAGCAGCUCUGGCCCGGAGCCCGUUCAGGAGCAGGACUCUGUUGCACGCACGCUGGGCCAUAAAAGGUCCUUAGCAACCGACCACAGGCUCACGUAGUCAGCUGCGGCCCGGGCCCUUGAGCUUGUCCAUCAUGCACCUUUUCAGUGGCUUCUCUAACCAUGACACAGAAUGUCUACCCCUUUCCCGAUAGCUUUCUCCCUGGACAUUUUCCCAGGGUCUAGAUGAAGUCUGUACUGGUGGUUUAAAAAUCAGCUUGAUUGUAAGUUCCACAGCCGAGUCCACAAGCUGUCUCCACCAGUAAAGGAGCGCGAAAAUCUCAAAUAAGCUAAUUGUUUCUGCAACCCCGCUUUUCUGCCCUUCCAGUUUCAUUUUUGAUAACCCAGAUGGCUUUCCUUAUGUCCAACAGGCAACUCUGGUUCUCCUCCUGGAACAGUCAGUAGCAUGUUUUCCAAAAAUUAUGAUUCUAAAUUUCACGAGCGUCCUGUGGCAUGGUGGCUCCGGUUCUGCCGGGGUGUUUUAUGAGGCACUCCCUCCUUUCUACGGCUGACCUCCGUUUCCCUACUCUACACAUCCAACUUCUGGCUGCCAUGCCGCCAGGGAACAGGGGCAGAAGGUUUUUGUUCGGGGUAUGACUUAGUUCUUCACCUCAAGGUCAAAAUUCUCAACUGCAGCCCUGAAAGGUAAUGCAAAUGUCCCAGACACAGAAGGUGCCCUGCUACCAUAAAUGCGCAGUCACAAGGCAGUCGGAGGCUGGCAGUCCCAGGGGAGGAUGCUUACUUUCAGCGAUGACUCUUUUCACUACGAUCAGUCCCCUAAGACCUGAACUAUGAACGAAAGCUUCCCCACUAAUUACUCAUGGCCUGGGUGGGGACGUGUUUGGAAACUAGUCAGGUGGGAAGUCCUGAGGUUUGAGGUAUGGGGUCUUAUUCCAGUAACCAGAUACCCAGGCCCCCUAGGCGGUUUCCUCUGACCAGACAAGAAGAAGACGGAGACCAUGAACUUAGAGCACAGCGUCGUGCCUUCUAAGGCUGGAUCAGAGCUGGGGAGGUGGGAAAGGGGCAUGUCCCCUGAGGACCGAGGUCCCCCGUGUGACAUCACCAGUAGAGAGGGCUAACCAGGAGGAACUUCGCUCUCAUAUCCCUGUGACAAAUUAGGUUUACUUUGACAUUCCUGCCAUUGACCGAAUGUUUGUGUCCUCACCCCCAGACUCCUGUGUUGAAACCGUAAUCCCAGGAGGAUGGUAGCUGGGGGUGGGGCCCUUGGGAACUCUAAGGUCAUGGAGGUGACGUCCUCAGGAUGGGAUUAGUGCCCUUAGAAAACGAAGCCGGAGAACUAGAAAGUGAAAAUACACAAGACGUCUGCCGUCUUCAGCCCGGAAGAGCGGCCUCACCAGAACCUGACUGUGCCCGCACCUCGAUCUGAGACUUUCAGCCUCCAGAACCCCGAGAAAUAAACGUCUGUUGUAAAUGAGACACCCGGCGUACGGUGUUUUGUUACAGCAGCCCAUGCUGACUCAGAUACCCCACAGAAAAAAAGAGGACGUGGUGGCCCCAAACUGGCUGACCCUCGAGGCUCCCUCCGUUGUCUUUGAAGGAGACAGCAUAGAUCUGAUGUGCCAGAAGAAAAAGGACUGGUGGAAAAUCCAGACCGUGGUGUAUUACAGGGAUGGAAAACAGCUACAAUUUCCAGACAACGUCUCCGGCGUUUCUAUCCCUCAUGCAGCUCCGAGGGACGGUGGCCAGUACUCCUGUUCUGCUACCGCCAGAAAAUACUUCCUUCCGAGGUCAAAAUCUUCGAGAAGCGUCGGGAUUGAAGUACUAGAGCUGUUUCCACGCCCUGUGCUCACUGUCAGCUCCUACCGGCCCACCGAGGGGAGCCCCGUGACCCUGACCUGUGAGACCCGGCCUUCUCCACAGAGGUCAAACGUUCAGCUCCAAUUUUGCUUCUUCAGAGACGGCAAAGCCCUGGGGUCUGGCUGGAGCAGCUCCCCAGAGCUCCGGGUCCCCGCCAUGUGGACGGAGGACUCAGGGUCCUACUGGUGCCAGGCAGAGACAGCAACUCUCACGGUCAGAAAACAGAGCCUCCAAUCCCAGAUUCAUGUGCAGAGAGUGCCCGUCUCUAAUGUAAGCUUAGAGAUCUGGGCCCCCAGGGGCCCGGUGAUCGAAGGAGGGAGCCUGGUCCUCCUCUGCUCUGUGGCCAAAGGCACGGGAAACAUCACGUUCUCCUGGCACAGAGAGACCACAAGAGCCAGUGUGGGAAGGAAGACCCAGCGUUCCCUGUCAGCGGAGCUGGAGGUCCCGGCUGUGCAGGAGGGCGAUGCUGGCCGCUAUUACUGCAGAGCUGACAACGGCCAUGACCCCGUCCAGAGCCGGCUGCUGAGCGUCCGUGUGAGAAGUCCAGUGUCCCACCCCGUCCUCACCCUCAGGGAGCUGGGGCCCCAGGCCGUGGUGGGGGACGUGGUGGAGCUUCACUGUGAGGCCCAGAGAGGCUCUCCCCCAAUCCUGUACCGGUUUUACCAUGAGAAUGUCACCCUGGCGAACAUUUCGGUCCCCUCUGGAGGAGGAGCGUCCUUCAACCUCUCUCUGACCGCAGAACAUUCUGGAAACUACUCCUGUGAGGCCGACAAUGGCCUGGGGGCCCAGCGCAGCGAGGUGGUACCACUCAAUGUCACAGGGACCGUUGGCUGCAGAAGAGACCAUGUCACAGCCAGAGUUCUCGGGACGCUGUGUGGUGGCCUCGGUUUUAUAGCUGCUGCUCUGCUCUGUUAUUAUUGGUCCCACAAGAUAGCAGGAGGACGCUCUGCCCCACAUGCACCCAGAGACGCUUCCAGUGCAAACCCUCAAGAGUCCACCCAAGCCGGCUCACUCCCCGACAUAGAGGAGCUGCAGCCAGACUAUGUCAAUGUGGGCCCCAUAGAUGUGGAGGUGGUUUAUUCCCAGGUCUGGAGCAUUCAGCCACCAGAAGACUCAGCAAACACCAGAAGGAUGAUUCUGGACAACAAGGACUCUCAUGUCAUCUACUCUGAUGUGAAGGAGACAUAACACUUGGAGAAACUGGGGGGCAGAACCCCAACAAAGAUGGAACAGCACUAAGGGCUGAAAAAAAGUUUAUAAAAAUGCCAAACUUCAUGACGUCUCACAGACAGAAUGUGCGGCAAGUGCUGAGAAGGCCAGCUGGGUCAUCGUUUUGGUUCUCAUCAUGUUCUCUCCCAAUGUCUUCUUCCAUUUAGUCAAUAUUUACUGAGCCGCUCCUGAGUCCCAGAAGCUGUGUGGGAUGACUAUCUUUGUUACGUUCUCUCUUUUCAAAAUUUUUAAUGUAAAUUCAAUUUAGUUAACAUACAGAGUCUUACUAGUUUCAGAAGUAUCGUGAUUCUUCAGCUGCAUGGAACACCCGGCGCUCCUUACCUCAAGUGGCCUCCCCAGUGCCCAUCCCCCAGUUACUC
Messenger RNA from Mustela erminea (ermine), 4362 nucleotides. Its product is annotated as Fc receptor-like protein 2. Lineage: Eukaryota; Metazoa; Chordata; Mammalia; Carnivora; Mustelidae. Gene Ontology annotation, molecular function: transmembrane signaling receptor activity. The coding region runs from base 2387 to 3961 and encodes 524 amino acids. The record is from RefSeq and is a predicted model, not a curated record. The transcript has 11 exons. Gene Ontology annotation, biological process: cell surface receptor signaling pathway.